Molecule: messenger RNA, 2805 nt
Organism: Podarcis lilfordi (Lilford's wall lizard)
Lineage: Eukaryota; Metazoa; Chordata; Lepidosauria; Squamata; Lacertidae
Source: the annotation of a GenBank genome assembly
AUGAACCAGCAGCUUAAGUCUCAGCUGGGAAAACUCUGCAAAGAUUCUGGAAUCAAAUGGGUCAAUGCCCUCCCCUUGGUCCUACAUAAUCUCAGGGCAUGUCCCCGUGGGAACCUGAACUUAUCUCCUUAUGAAUUACUUUUUGGGAGACCCUCCCCCGUAUACAACACCCAAUUUCCCCCAUCAGAACUAGAAGUAGGUGAGUCUGAAUUAACCAAAUAUAUAAUACAGCUCCAGAAGCAACUGAUUGUUCUCCACAGAUACGCGGCCGGGAGUCAAAACAUACCUCUAGACGAGAACAUCCAUCCGUUCCAACCAGGGGACUGGGUACUGGCAAAGACUUACCAGAAGGUACCCCUACAGCCCACCUGGGAAGGACCCUACCAGGUACUUCUAACUACCCCAACCUCUGUCAAGGUAGCAGAGAAGUCGGCCUGGCUACAUCAUACCCGCUGCAAACCUGCUUCUCCACCCGACUCCGCCACUGACAACGCGCCCUACUCUACUCCCCCACAACCGGCAGGCGACGACACCGACGCAGAGGCGAACCAACAGACCGGACCAGAUCGGGGCACGCAUCGAGCCCAACAGCCCGGACCAGAUCGGGGCACGAAUCGGGCCCUACAGACCGGACCAGAUCGGGGCACGAAUCGGGCCCUACAGACCGGACCUGCUUCAACACCAACACCGACCCAUUGGACCUCUGAAAUCGUCACUACAACGGACAACCGGGAGCAACCCCCGAUCCGCCUCCAACUCCGUAAGGCACCGCUUCACGCCGUUUGACAGCUUGCCCUUUGACAGCUUCGCGUUUGACAGCUCGCCUUUUGACAGCUCGCCUUUUGACAGCUUGCCUUUUGACAGCUCCGCCUUUUGACAGCUUCGCCGUUUGACAGUUUGCCUUUCACAGCCUGCCGCUUACCGCCACCCUGUUCCUGACUACCAUGCCCUCCACUAGACGUACCCUACCUCCUCCCUCCUCCGUCCUACUCAUGCUUUCCAUUUUUGCCACUAUCAUGACCUGCUCAACGACCAUCAUGACCACACAUGUUUCAUGCCCAGGAUUACAAAUUGAGCACCAAUAUCUUGAUUUCGGAAUUGUGGACAUGGUAAAAAGAGGGACAUUGGACCGCCUAGGGGAUUUUGACUUCUGCGUACCGGAGACCCGCGUUCUCCUUCGCCAUUCCAUACUACCUACCCUCACCACACACCAAACUUGGGAACUGUUCAUCCGUUCUCCAACUUACACCCCACUCGGCAAACUCAUAGUAAGCCGAGAUGGCCCCUGGAACCGAGCCCGCUGUAUAAAUGGUUCCUAUACACUAUUUUCCGACGGUGUGCCCCAACAAUCGCUAAACUGGACAAUCUUGGACAAUGGCGGUGGGGAAUCAGUCUACACUGACCGAAAUCACCCGACCGACCGCCUGAUUCAUGGAUUUUACUGCCAGAGAGUGGACUCCGUACCUCGCCCCACCACCCUCCAGGGAGUUUGCCUCCGAAGGUACUGCUGCGUCUGGGACAUCGGCCUCGCCUCUACCUGGGAUGGCAGAGCGUACCUUGAGGGCUGGCAUCACUCCACCACCCCACCCGCGGAGUGGGAUACUACUGGGCCCCAAAGAUGUGGAGGUGUGGCUACAAACCUCACCUACCUACAUCGACAGGACCCCCUCCACCCCGCGGGCACGGCACCUCGACAAAGGGGAACUGUCGAUAUCUGAACCCCCUACCAAUCACGACCUGUUAUCCGCCUGGCAUUCCAACACCUACGUGAAACUGGUCUCCGAAAUUGCAAAGCAAACGACCACCACCGACGACUGUUGGAUCUGUGCCAACGACUGUGCUCACCUCCGCAGUGGCAUUCCUUUCCUUGGAGUACCCCUCACCUUACAACAACACCUCUCUGCUGAUGUACAGUCCUGGAACCUGACUGCCGUAAACUUAACUCACCAGUACAUCUACCUAACCGGACCUACGAAAAGCGACCUCUGUCGGAAGUUCAGCGGCAAUGACAGGAUGAUUGGAGAAAGCACCUGUAAAUACAUCAUUGACAUCACCCUGACCGGUAAAAUCACUUUGUGGUGACAGGGCACCCCCUCUACUCAUCCAGAUCUGUUGUCUGCUUGGAAACAAGUGAUGAAUUUGCCUAAUUCUUGGGACCCCUCCCCCGUUUCCCAGUGCUUUUUCCGUACCUUCCUCACGGGCCGCAUAGACUCCUGUCUACAGGGAUUGUUUUGGGUGUGCGGCCAUCGUGGCUAUGUAUGGGCCAGCCCCCACUCCCGGGGCACCUGCUACCUUGGACUAAUCUUGCCUGGGAUCAGGGUCACCCCAGACCUCCCCCCUGGAAGGAGACGCAACAAGAGGGCAAAGGACUUGUCAGAACUUUCCGACGUGUCAGCCAAUGGGGAAACCUAUGGGUGAGCCCUCUUCCCCGCCUACGGAGCAGGUUCCAACCAUGUAGACAUUCUUAAACUGACAGACAUUCUAUUAACUUUUAUGGAAGAAUCUAACGCGGCAACCCAAUCUAUCCUAACGGAGCUGAUGGAGGUCAGACAGAUGGCGAUUCAGAAUCGUCUUGCUUUGGACUAUAUUCUGGCUUCGACCGGAGGCGUAUGUGCCCUCGUAGGAACUGAGUGCUGUACGUACAUCUCUGAUCAGACCUUGAACAUUACGGGUCAUCUCAACAAUAUCCACAAACUGACAGACGAGCUUAGAGAUAUCCAACAUGAAGGUCUAUCCGAUGCUCAAUUUUGGAGCUGGCUACCGGGAUCCGGAUGGAUAAAACAACUCUUGGGAAACGGACUCUGA